Messenger RNA from Ceratosolen solmsi marchali, 1227 nucleotides. RefSeq lists its product as uncharacterized. The coding region runs from base 1 to 1155 and encodes 384 amino acids. The transcript has 8 exons. The record is from RefSeq and is a predicted model, not a curated record. NCBI's taxonomy places the organism in Eukaryota, Metazoa, Arthropoda, Insecta, Hymenoptera, Agaonidae.
AUGUAUCCACAUCCACAAUUGAACAGCUAUCUAAAUGGACUCAGUUUGCAGACGUCGAAAAUAAUUGUCAAUCGAACAGUCUAUAAAGCCUUGCAAGAGAAAUACACGCGUGGCGGCCGAAAUUCAGAAUUUUUACGAGUUACUUCGAUACAACCACAAUGCUUUGCUCCACAUGUCGACGUAACGAGGGCAAAGUGUGGCUUUAAACAAUUUGCAUUGCCGAAACUCAAUAUGGAAUUGGGUAGCGAUGAUCCUCUGAUUGUAAGACAAGCGCUAACGACUUUAACGGAUCUAUUGUGUUAUCCCGAGAAAUUGUCCGAAGCUAUUCAAUUAAAUAUCCCCAACAGUCUAACAGAUUUCUUAGUAUCUAAUGAUCCUUACCUGCGGGAACGAGUGGCAAUGGCUUAUGCAACAAUAGCAAAUCAGGUAUCGGGAAAGGAGGCAAUUUUGAAGAAUCUUACCACUGUCGCUAAUUUAUCGAGAGGCCUCGACGAUUCUUUGGCAGCUGUGCGCUUGCAAGUAGCGCGUGUCCUGGAAGCUCUCGCUAACAACAAUUCCGCGGCGGAUAAGCUGUGCAUCUAUGGUUUCGUGAAAGCUAUAAGCGGAAAGCUUACCAACGAGAGAAAGGACAUAUUGAUCAUUUAUUUGAGCAUAUUGGAAUUAUUGUUUCAUCGAAACAGCAAAGCAGCUGCCAUAAAAAAUGGCUCGUUUGACGAAAUAGUGGCGUUGUUGAGUCGAAAAGACGAAAUUCUUUUAUGCAAAUCAUUGUCCUGUUUGCGCGUAUUAUGCGAGGAUCUAAGCGGAAAACAAAAAGCACUCGAAUUGGACUUACUAGUCAAAUUGAAGGAAUUGUUAACUGAUAAAAGGGAGUAUGUGAACCUUGAAGCAGCCCGGGUCAUGUCGUUCAUUACGAUUACGAGUCGUGGCAAGCUGCGUCUCCUGGAGCUGAGGAUGCCCUCCUUUCUGCUGCUCACGCUCACUCAGAAGUGCUGUCCCUCUCAGGAGCUGAUUUUAACGAAUGUCGCGGAGGCGCCCGAAGGUCGUAGAAUGCUACUCAAGUACGAGAGCCUCAUCGAGAACAUCGCCGUCGGCAAGAACCAAGUGCUACAGAGACACAGGCAAACCCUUUUGGACGUCGUUCGAUGGCGACCCUAGACCCCCACCCCAUGUGCCGUACCCAUGUCGUCGCAUCACCAGUCAUACUAUAUUACAUUUAUAUAUGCGCGC